Fusarium proliferatum ET1 is the source of this 1062-nucleotide messenger RNA. RefSeq lists its product as uncharacterized. The transcript has a single exon. Bases 1 to 1062 code for a protein of 353 amino acids. NCBI's taxonomy places the organism in Eukaryota, Fungi, Ascomycota, Sordariomycetes, Hypocreales, Nectriaceae. The record is from RefSeq and is a predicted model, not a curated record.
AUGUUGCGAUCAACUCUUCUCCUCGCCCUCGCGGGCUUGACCUUCGCGGCUGAUAGCGUCCACUUCAGCAACUCCAAAGCAGCACAGCCAAAAGGUCUUCCCCUUCUCUCUGGCUUCACUCCUCGCCCUCAGACCCUCAGCAUGGCUGGUUCUUGCCCCGCUGGCAAGACAUCAUGCGAUAGCGGCUGCAUGGAUGCAGGCGCUCAGUGCUGUAACAAGGGAACAGGAGCCUACUGUGACGAUGGCUAUCAUUGUCAAGCUGAAGGCUGCUGUGAGGAUGGCAAGCUAUGCUCUGGCCCUCCCACUGGCUGCACACCGGGCAAGGAGCUCUGCGGCGCGUAUUGCGUUACUAAGGGCGAGUGUGUCAGUGGCGGAAGUGGUGGCUCUUCUGGUGGCUCCUCCGGUGGUUCUUCAGGGGGCUCAUGCUUGAGCUUCCAGGAGACCUGUGGUGACGGUUGCAUGCCCAAGGGCAUGGUUUGUUGCGAUACUGGCUACUGUCUCCGUGGCCAGACCUGCGGCUCCGGUGGAACUUGCAAGUAUGGCUCCGGCUCUGGUGGCAGUUCAGGAGGUUCGUCUGGCGGCUCAUCCGGCGGCUCGUCUGGUGGUAGCUGCGCGACUUACCAAGAGAAGUGUGGCGAUGGCUGCAUGCCCAAGGGAAUGGUCUGCUGUGAUACCGGAUACUGUCUGUCUGGGCAAAUCUGUAGAAGCGACGGUACUUGCGGCUAUCGCUCAAGCGGAGGUAGCAGUGGUGGUGGCUCAAGUGGCGGCUCCGACGACGACGACGAUGACAAGUCCAGCUUCACUCGAGAGUCCCCGACACUUACCUUCGACUCUCCCUCAUUCACGGCCCCUUCGAUCGAGCCUGUCCCCACGAUCGACGACAACAAGUUCUCUACAUUCUCUUCGUCUGCUGAACCUACCGGUCUCAGAUCUGGUGGCGACGAUGAUGGAGACAGCGGCAGCAGUAGCAGCAGCAGCGACAAUGGAGGAAGCAAUAGUGGCUCUAUCUUGGUGCCUAGCUUCUUCAUGGGCCUCGUUGCUAUGGUUCCUCUUUUCCUUUAA